CUAAAAGCGCCUCACUUCCCCUUUCCUUCCAGAAUAACAUAGCAUAGGGAAGCAUGCUAAUGUUAAAAGAGUCCUAACCGAUUUUAAUUCAAUUCAAUACUGAAUUCAAAACUUUACCGAAGCUCUUUCCCAAACUUUAAUUGGAGCAACGCUUAAGAAACAAACGUCACACCUCCCUCAAAAAGAAGAAAUAUUUCAAGCAUGCCGUUUAUAAUUCUGGUGUUUUUACUUGAGUUAGUUUCACUGUCUUAUGCACAUUUGAAUAUUUCCAAUCUAAAUUGCUUCAAUGACUAUGAAUGCACAAUGGUUUGCGAGUUCACCUCUGAAAUGCUUCUCAACUGUAGUGCCUACAGCGUAGACUUUGUGUCAGAAGAUCAGGAGCAUUUCAUGUGUGCAUUCGUGAACAGCAGCAGAGACUCUUUGUACAGAUGUGGAUGUACAGUUGAAAUGCCUUUGAUGGUAAACGAACAAAAAUACACCAGAAACCUUCUGGAAGGACGGAGGGUCAUAAAUACAACGACUAUCACCGCGCUUGACAACAUCAAGCCUAGAGCUCCUGAGAUACUGUCUGUGGCACGAACGGAGAAUGGGAAUUACAACAUCCUGUGCGACCUGCGCUACAAUGAGAGCAGCUUCCUGUAUGCCAGGCUGGAGAUUCAGCUGAGCUACAGAAAGAAAGGAGAAGCAGACGCGGCUUGGAGGACCAUCAAUGCCACAUUGCCAUCCCAGGAAAUACCAGGCGGUGAUUUAGAGCCCAACAGCAAAUACAUUGUGAAGGCUAGAUCACACUCCCCCGAUUACAACACCCAGUUCAGUGACUGGAGCCGGGAGUUGGAGUGGACUGUCCCUGCCUCAGUGCAGAGUGUGUGGAAGACCAUCAUCCCUGUGCUUUCUGUGCUCCUCGUCAUAAUCAUCUGUGCUUCCUAUCAGUGCUGGACUCGACUCAAGACCCAGUGGUGGGACAGAAUUCCUUCCCCCGAGAACGACAUAAAGUACAUGCUUCCGGGGAAUCCCAAGGUUUUUGCCCCAAAGCUUUAUGACCCUUGGUCCAUCCAGCCUGAUGCACUGACCGUUGCCAACGCGGAGGAAAAGUCACGUGAUCCUCCAGAGAGUUCGGAAUGUGACCAAGAUGAUCUGUAUAAAAACGUCGGCAUCCUCCAGCCGGCGGCAGACAGCGCGAACAGUCGGGCGGGGCCGGGAGGCUCUGCGGACUCCCGCGGUUCCUCUCAGCACGGUUACAGGAACGUCCUGUGCCUCAGGUCACCUGGCACGCCCCCCCCGGAGCCCGCGGGCUGCGAGACCCCCAGCCCCGCCGCCCUGCCCGGGCCAGACGCCGACCCCUGCCUGGUCUGCAGCGACCCCGGUCUGCUGGUGACCCCCGAUCUGCUCACGCACUUGCAGAGAAAACUGCACGCCCCUGAUUCGCUCACAGAAGCUCCCAGCGUGUCCACAGACUUUGAGUACCGGUCGUGUAACGGCGGCAAUACCAACGCUCCUCCAGCAGAGGGCGCCGAUCUGUCCUCCUCCUUCAAAGGAGAUACCUUAGAGACUUUGCUGCAGAACACCUGUGCGCUCACCUGCGUGCUUCCCUGCCGAGCAGAUGAUGGAUACGAGUCCUUUGGUGAAGCUGUUGCCAGAAGUUCUCAGGUCCAGGCUAAUUUCCCAGCAUGCACUCUGGGCCCCUGUGAAGAAGGCUAUCAGAUGCUCCGGACCGUGGAUGAACACAUAGAACACCAGUUUUUAGCACCAGGCAAAACAGAUUUGGAGGCAUCGUCAGUGGAAGGUCCGGAAAGCUGCACCGGACAAGAUCAGAACCUCCCGCAGAUUCCCAAAGGGGGAAUUCCACAUUCCGUCAUUCCCUGCCAUUUCCUGUCCCAAUGUACGCCAAAAAGUAGCAUGGAAAGUUCCCCUCAUUCUGCUUUGAAUACUCCUCCUGUUAUUCAAACUAUCAUUGAAAGCUCCUACCAGAGAGUAUAACACUGCAGUUUUCUGCUCAUGUUUAACUGUUCUCUGUAAGCUGGUUACUGAUUAACUCAUAGAGGUGACUCAAAUCAGCUCUGGAGCUUCAAGAUUAGGCUCAAAAAUGGAAGGGGACUCUAGUUUGAUUUAGAUUUUAUACAAACCUAGAGUCGGGAAACAGUUGAAAAACACUCAUCCAAACCCAGAGCAAAGCAAAAGUGCUGCGCCAUCUUUACGUGUAUACUUUUCAUCAUCUUUUUAGGGCGUUAAGGUUUGCAGGGUGGUAGAGAAUAUGUUUUCAUUGUAACACUUUUCACUGACGAGCUAGACUUUUUGUUAUGGUCUGAACCUCUCUAUGCUAUGACCCACACCCACACAAAAAAAGUUAGUCCACUCCUGCGAUGUGAGAAUUAUACAGUAUCUAAGAUUAGGCCUUUCCUCUCUGUGGUUCAUACUGAGAAGGUCAGACAGCGUUUAAUUCUCAGCGUGAUUGCAAUUCUCUGAACUCAUUCCUGAGCCAAACUGCCUUACCCCAUCUGCAGCGAGCUCAAAAUUCACCAGCUAGGGUUCUUACCAAAAUAACCACACUGCCUUACAGUUUCUUUUAGAGUUUAUUUCAAAAGUUUGCACAGCACUUUUAAGGCAGUGCUUCCUCUGGCCGCACAUUGUCGAACCCCUAAAAGCACACACCCCUCCACACACUCCCUUACAGCCUCAAAUAAAGACCCGUCACUGUCUCAGCCACUGAUUUUUUUAAAAAGAGGAGACAUGGCAUUUGUAGCCAGGGCUCUGAGAUUUUCCAUGUUUUAUCCAGGCCUCUGAGUUCGAUGUACUUGAAAUUUGCUUUCAACAAUGAUGAAACUAUGUCAGCUGGAUUUCUGUUUUAUUCAAUGUUUAUUGUCUAUAUUCGGUUUUCUUCUUAAUCUUCUUAAUAAUUUUUUUGUGUGUAAACCGCUCUGUGUGGUAUGUAACAGCUCUGCGGGUGAGGGUUAUUGUUUUAUGAUAAAAAAGCGAAACAGCAGUGACCUGCGGAUUUUUGCUUGUUCCACAGUCUCGUAUUUUUCUGCAAACUCAAAUGUCAGACUGGCCCACAAUUUACGAAAUGGGAGGUCACUCACACAGCCUAGAAGUCACACCAAAAGGUACCAGAUGUCCUUCCUCCCAAGAGCAUACAAGCUCCACAAGCAGUAACACAAACUCUCAUUGUUUACUUCAACUUAGAGUGCAUGAUUUCCUGAAAAAACUUAAAGUACAAUAAAGGGUGGGGGUGGGGGGGAAUCUAUCAUGUAGCUCUACUGCGUGCUGUUAAUUUAUUUUAUUGUGUUAUUUUCAGUUAUUAUGCCAGAGCGGUCCUCAACAACUUGUAAAAAGCAUCUUAAUUCAUAUUUGUAUGCAAUGAUGUUUUCAAAUAAAUCUGAAUCUGAAUGAGGUAAAA
Anguilla rostrata (American eel) is the source of this 3394-nucleotide messenger RNA. RefSeq lists its product as uncharacterized. Gene Ontology annotation, biological process: cytokine-mediated signaling pathway; production of molecular mediator involved in inflammatory response. The transcript is spliced from 10 exons. Gene Ontology annotation, cellular component: external side of plasma membrane; membrane. Gene Ontology annotation, molecular function: cytokine receptor activity; protein binding. NCBI's taxonomy places the organism in Eukaryota, Metazoa, Chordata, Actinopteri, Anguilliformes, Anguillidae. The coding region runs from base 202 to 1977 and encodes 591 amino acids. The record is from RefSeq and is a predicted model, not a curated record.